Molecule: messenger RNA, 985 nt
Organism: Bufo gargarizans (Asiatic toad)
Lineage: Eukaryota; Metazoa; Chordata; Amphibia; Anura; Bufonidae
Exons: 2
Coding region: 78-827 (249 amino acids)
Source: RefSeq, a predicted model, not a curated record
ACCGCUUUUUCUCCGUCAGAUUUUCAUCAUUUCUCAUCAGCCGUUAGAAGCAACAUCCAGAUCUCCUCCACAUAUUGAUGAAGAUGUCUUCUCCCGAGAAGAGACCGAGCCUUGUCCAUCUGCAGAGGCUUCGCACCCCGGCUCUGAUUGUCCUGCUGCUCUUCGUGGAGACGCUGCUGGGGUUGAGGUUUGAGUGUCCUGAGUUAGAAGAAACGGGGAUUGUCUACUGCCUCCUGUAUUUAUUCCUGCCGGCAUCUUUCUUAGUUAUUUCUAAUUUACUGCUCAGAUCAAGAAGAACUUCCAGUGCGUCUCUACCACCACCGGAUGCCCAUAUUAUGUAUCUCAUCAUAGAACUCGGGAAAGCUCCUCUGAUCUGGGUCUUCAUCAUUCUGCUCAAUCGGGAGUUUCUCUCCUGCCUCUUUAGAAAUGUGCACACUGUUAUACAACGUCGGCUCUUCCCUUCCUUACAGAUUUGUGGCCUUGUGCUCCUGGUUCUGUGCGUGACGCUGGAUUAUUAUUCACCGCGCUUCCCCUUUCUACAGAAGCACCUGCAGUACUAUAAUCGCAGGCGGCACGAGGAGCUCGUCCUGCGGGAGAUUGAGGUUGUCGUCCAGGAGGCGGCCGAUAUGAAGAGGAAGGCUUAUGCUCAGUCUAUGAUCAGUCCACAUCUGGGUGAAUUAAACCCUGAAGACCCAGGGAUGCCGGAUGUGAUGUUACACCUCAUACAGCAAUAUCAGGCCAAGGUCCAGCAGGGAUCGGCAGGCGAGAGGAGGGCGGAGCCUACGGAGCAAGGGGGGCAAAGUGAGGGUCCGCUGCAGACCCCGUAGGCGAGCAAAGCUAACCACACCAACAAUCAUAUGGUAUAUCACUAACGUGUGAGCCCGGGUGCGCUCCAACUGCAUAGAAGUAAAGCUCUGCGGAAUAUGUUGGUGCUAUAUAAGUAAAAUAAAUAAGUAAAGCAGAAUCAUUGUAUGGUCCUAAUAUG